AUGGUCAGCGGGACGCCAUUGAGUCGCCGGCUGUGGGCCGAGGCGUCGCCAACCCACUUUCGCUGCGUGUACCAUCCCUUCUUACUGGGCGUCGCGACUGGCACGCUUCCGCUCCCGAGCUUCCAAGAGUUCCUCAAGCAAGACGCCUUCUACCUGCAUGGGUUCCUCCAAGCGUUCGCCCUCGCCGUCGCCAAGGCCGAUUCGCCAGCCGAUGCGAUCGCGCUCGUCAAGCUCAUGCAAGGCGUCAACGAGGAGCUCGAGCUCCACACGUCCUUCAUGGAGUCCUGGGGCGUGCUGCCGCACGUCGUCGAUGCCACCUCCGCGACCCCGGCCACGCGGGCCUACGUCGACUUCCUUCGCGCAACGGCCAAGGCGGCAACGUCCGUUGCUGAGAUCCUCGCCGCGAUGGUGCCCUGCGCCCGGCUCUACGCAGCGUUGGGCCAAGCCCUCGCCGGCGCCCGCCGCCACCUCACGCCCGUCGCCGCGCAGGACUUCAACACGUACGCCAAGUGGAUCGAGACGUACGCGACAGCCGAGUUUGAGGCCAGCGCCAGCGUCAUGGAAGCCCUUCUCGACACGAUCGCAGAGCGCGACGCGGUCGACGAGCGCCAGCUGAGCGCACUCUACGGCCGCGCGAUGCAGCUCGAGCGCAACUUCUUCGACGCGUACUUUCCCAUCGUGAACGCCAGCGUCAUCCUCCGGCCGACGGAGCUGCGGCAGUGCGACGCAACGACUCUCACACUCGCUUCGCCAGCGUCAACGUCCGAGCCAUUGCAGUCGGCCUCGCUCUUGGCAGCGGUGCUGGCCCGCAUGUUGGACGACACGUCGUUGCAGGUGGUCGAUGUCGGCGCGGACGAGCAAGACGCGUGCAGCGAGCUGCUUCUCUGGUCGACGACAAGUGCGACGAGCAACGACCCUGCAAGCAUCCACGCGCCGACGUUGCAUGUGCCACGCGUGCUGUGCAUUGCGGGCUCGGACAGCGGCGGCGGCGCGGGCAUUCAAGCCGACAUGAAGGCGUGCACGGCCCUCGGCGUCUUCUCGACGAGCGCGAUCACUGCGAUCACAGUCCAAAACACGCAUGGCGUCCUGGGUAUCCACGCCGUGCCCACCGAGACGCUCGAGGCGCAAAUCCGGUGCGUCCUGGAAGACAUUGGCGCCGACGUCAUCAAGACGGGUAUGCUGGCCUCGGCGGCGAUCGUGCAGUGUGUCGUUAAAGCAGUCCAGAAGUUUGAUUCGAUCCCGCUCAUUGUCGACCCGGUCAUGGUGUCGACAAGCGGCCACACGCUUCUCAACGCCGACGCGCAUGCGUGUAUCGUCAACGAGCUCUUCCCGCUGGCGAUGCUCAUCACGCCCAACAUCCCCGAAGCCUCGUUCCUCCUCGGUGGUCGUUCGAUUUCGACGGUGGAUGACAUGAAGACGGCUGCCGCGGACUUGCAAAAGCUUGGUCGAUCCCGCUACGUGCUCGUCAAGGGCGGCCACCUCGACGACAUGGCCAAAGUCGUCGACGUCCUCUUCGACGGCACCGAGUUCGUUUGCUUCGAGUCGCCUCGCAUCGCGACCACCAAUACCCACGGAACCGGGUGCACGCUCGCGUCAGCCAUCGCCGCACACUACGCCAAGGUGCCCGACAUCAAGUCGGCGGUGCUGCACGCCAUCCGCUACGUCCACGCCAUUUUGGUCAGCAGCCAAGAUUGCCGCAUUGGCCGCGGCGCUCAAGGCCCGAUGCUGCAUUGGCUCUGAGACACGCCAUCCCCAGACGCCUUCGGCACCGGCGAUCCGUUUUGAUGUUUGAUAUCGGCGAGAAAGACCCGCCGAGAUUGUAAAAUCGAGUUAACAAAGACGGUAC
This is a messenger RNA of Saprolegnia parasitica CBS 223.65, 1846 nucleotides long. RefSeq lists its product as hypothetical. Gene Ontology annotation, cellular component: cytosol. The record is from RefSeq and is a predicted model, not a curated record. Gene Ontology annotation, biological process: thiamine biosynthetic process. The transcript has 11 exons. Bases 1 to 1740 code for a protein of 579 amino acids. Gene Ontology annotation, molecular function: phosphomethylpyrimidine kinase activity; hydroxymethylpyrimidine kinase activity. NCBI's taxonomy places the organism in Eukaryota, Oomycota, Saprolegniomycetes, Saprolegniales, Saprolegniaceae.